AUAGAGUAUAGACAACACAAUAACAUAAUAAUAAAACAACCAACUUAACAUUAACACAACACAACAUAGUGAGAGAGAAGAAGAAGAAGAAGUAGUGAGUAGUAGUAGUAGUAAAGAAGUGCAUGUGUGGGCUUAGCUGUACUUUGGCGGAAUUACCGGUGCUUGCUUACCCGUAUCAGUCUUUCACCCUUAAUUCUCUCUCUCUCUCUCUCACUUUCAAUAUAGCCACCACCACCACCACCACUGCCACCACCAUUUGACAUAACCCAUCAUCAAUAUUAAUAUUAUACUAUAUAUUUUCUUUCUUUUUUUAUUUUCUCCAAAUUUAAAUGUUUUCGUUUUUUCCCUCUGUCUUCCGUUUCGUCAACUCAAUAACCAGGAAGGAUUCAGAGUAGGUAGAAAAACAACAACACACAACAACAACAUUUCUCAUCAAUCAAAACAUUGCUUCCUCAAUAAAAUCAAACCACCCUUGUCUCUCUCUCUCUCUCUCUCUCAUCCAGGAACAUGCUAAACUUUGGAUCUUUGGGUCAGCGUUGAUUGAUUAAUAAUAAUAAUAAUGGUGGCAGUGGCAGUGGAUCGAAGAUUCAUAUUUUGGUUUGGGUUAUUGCUUAUCUUUCUAUGUUUUGAGGUAACAUUUCAACAAAUUCAGCCAUUAAAUUCAACUAAGGAACGAGAAUCACUUCUUCAACUAAGGGCUUCUUUGGGUUUAAGAACCAAAGAAUGGCCAAGAAAACCAGACCCUUGCUUAAUCUGGGAUGGUAUUACAUGUCAAAAUGGUCGUGUUGUUGGGAUCAAUAUAUCUGGUUUUAGAAGAACAAGAAUUGGUAGAAGAAACCCUCAAUUUUCUGUUGAUGCUUUGGUUAAUUUCACUUUAUUGCACACUUUUAAUGCUUCCAAUUUCUAUCUUCCUGGUACUAUUCCUGAUUUCUUUGGUCUUAGGCUCAAUUCGCUUCGAGUACUUGAUCUUCGUUCGUGUUCUAUUGUCAAUGCUAUUCCUAACACUAUUGGGAAUUUGACUAGUCUUACUGCUCUUUAUCUUUCUGAUAAUAAUCUUACUGGGACUGUUCCUGAUAGUUUAGGUCAACUCUCCGCACUUUCGGUUCUUGAUCUUUCCGGGAAUUCUUUUACUGGAAGUAUACCGGAAUCUUUUGGUUUUCUUAAAAAUCUUUCUUCCCUUGACUUGUCUGCCAAUUUUUUUUCCGGGGCUAUUCCUUCAGGUAUAGGGACUCUUUCCAGGUUACAGUAUUUGAACCUUUCUGGUAAUGCCCUAAAUUCUUUGCCUGCGAAGUUGGGAGGUCUAACUAGCUUGGUUGACCUUGAUCUUAGUGAGAAUUCUUUCUCAGGCGGCGUUUUUCCUGAUUUGAGAGGGUUGGGGAACUUGAAGAGAAUGAUACUUGGAAACAGUAUGCUCAAUGGACAAUUGCCGGCGGACUUGUUUACUGUUUCAUUGCAGUUGCAGACCGUAGUUCUGAGGAAAAAUAAUUUGACUGGUUCUUUGCCUGAUGAGUUGUGGUCUCUGCCGAGAUUGACUUUCGUUGACGUGUCUUCCAAUAGCUUCAGCGGUCUGCUUCCCAAUUCUAGUUCCGAUGCUGUCGGUUCUACUGUUGCAGUGCUCAAUAUUUCUCAUAACAAGUUUUAUGGAGGUCUCACACCUGUGCUCAGAAGGUUCCGUUUUGUUGAUCUUUCAAACAAUUAUUACGAGGGUAAGGUUCUAGAUUUCAUGCAUAACGUAUCAAUAGAUAGUAACUGCCUACAGAAUGCGACAAAUCAGAAGUCAACGGUGGUAUGUACGUCAUUUUAUGCUGAUAGGGGCCUCACUUUUGACAAUUAUGGACGACCGAAUACGACAAAAACCGCUGGGAAGAGUAAUAAAACUAAAAUUAUAUUGGCGGCAGUCUUGGGUGGACUGGGUUUACUUGCACUUUUGGUCUUGCUACUGGUACUGUUGCUUCUGUACACUCGUAAGAGGGGUAAUUCAAGUCCAAGGGGAAAUGGUGUGGGCCCUGCUCCUGCUGGAGCCAGUCCUCCGCCUCCUGGUGUAUCGGUAAACCUUGCAAAUGCAGGAGACUCGUUUACGUAUCAUCAGUUGCUUCAGGCAACAGGAGAUUUCAAUGAUGCAAAUCUUAUAAAACAUGGCCAUACUGGGGAUUUAUUCAAUGGUGUUUUAGAAAAUGGGGUUCCUGUCGUCAUCAAAAGGAUCGACAUGCGGUCAACGAAAAAGGAUGCUUACCUAUUGGAAUUGGAUUUUUUUAAUAAGGUUUCUCAUCAAAGAUUUGUUCCCUUAUUAGGUCAUUGCUUAGAAAACGAGAACGAGAAGUUCCUGGUUUAUAAAUAUAUGCCGAAAGGGGACUUGUCUAAUUGCUUAUUCUUCAAAAACACCACAUCAGAAGAUGGUACUUUGCAGUCAUUGGACUGGAUAACUAGGUUAAAGAUUGCUACUGGAGCAGCAGAUGCCAUAUCGUAUCUUCAUCAUGAAUGUAUUCCACCUAUUGUUCACAGAGAUAUUCAAGCGAGCAGUAUACUUCUCGAUGACAAGUAUGAAGUUCGGUUAGGGAGUCUAAGUGAAGCCUGUGCUCAAGAAGGUGAUACCCAUCAAAGUAAAAUCACCCGGUUUCUGCGACUGCCUCAGUCUUCUGAACAAGGCGCAUCUGGUUCAUCAACACCAAUUUGCGCCUAUGAUGUUUAUUGCUUUGGGAAAGUGUUACUUGAACUGGUGACUGGUAAGCUGGGAAUUAGUGCAUCCAGUGAGGGUGAUUUAAAGGAUUGGCUUGAUCAUAUUCUCCCUUGCAUUAGCAUGUAUGACAAGGAGCUUGUGACUAAAAUCGUUGACCCGUCUAUGGUUGUGGAUGAGGAUUUCUUAGAAGAAGUGUGGGCAAUAGCCAUUGUUGCCAGGUCUUGCCUAAACCCGAAACCUUCAAGACGACCUCCAAUGAGAUAUGUUUUGAAGGCUUUAGAAAACCCUUUAAAAGUUGUAAGAGAAGAAAGUUCGAGUUCUGCACGGCUUAAAGCAACCUCUUCUCGAGGCUCUUGGAAUGCUACAUUGUUUGGUAGCUGGCGUCAGAGUUCGUCUGAUGUAACCGCAGUCCCUACAGCUUCCGGUACAAAAUUAGAAGGAGCUAGUAGUUUGAAGCUUUCAGCCACUAGUAGUUCAUCCUCGCGGAGACGUCAUUCAAAUGAGAUAUGCCCUGAGCCAUCAUUUCGAUUACAUGAUGUUGAGCGGCUGGAGCAUGAAUAAAUAGAGGCUUAAAUUUAAAACUUUUUUCUUCUUUUAGUUCACCAAUACCCUUAUGCUGCUCUUAUUGGUGUCUGAGCUUUACUUAGGGUAUUUUUGGAACUAAAAAGUGCUCAUUGCACAUUUCAGCAGACAAAUUGGCACUAAAAUUCCUUGAAACACAUGAUACCUUUCAAAGGGGAAACAUUGUUUUUGUUUUCAGUGGUUUUGGACACAAACUUGUGGAGAUAUAGAUGUAGAGUGGAGAGAAGACCAAAUUGGCAACUGCUGUGGUAGAUAUGGAUACCUCUUUGACUGCUUGUUUUGCACAGAGACAAGCUCCAUUUUUUCACCUGUAAUUGAAUUUUUUUUUACCCUUUGUCCCGAGUCUUUUCGUGAGUGUACAUUUUGGAUUCGGCACCUCUAAAGUAAAGUAAGUAAUCUCAACCAUUAAUGAGAAAAUUAAGGGUUGAUAAAUUCAACAUACUCAUGAUUUGUCAUGUAUGUACAUGCCAUAUUGACCAUUGAUUUAUUUAUCAAUAGUUGAUAUUACUUACUUUAUACUUUAAAUUGACUUACUCAUUUUAAAGAAAUAGAUUCUUAAAUUUAAUGUGUAA
This is a messenger RNA of Trifolium pratense (red clover), 3831 nucleotides long. Its product is annotated as probable LRR receptor-like serine/threonine-protein kinase At2g16250. The record is from RefSeq and is a predicted model, not a curated record. The transcript is spliced from 5 exons. Lineage: Eukaryota; Viridiplantae; Streptophyta; Magnoliopsida; Fabales; Fabaceae. Bases 560 to 3238 code for a protein of 892 amino acids. Gene Ontology annotation, molecular function: protein binding; protein kinase activity; ATP binding. Gene Ontology annotation, biological process: protein phosphorylation.